Phyllostomus discolor (pale spear-nosed bat) is the source of this 3052-nucleotide messenger RNA. RefSeq names its product septin 6 (gene SEPTIN6). Gene Ontology annotation, cellular component: septin complex; microtubule cytoskeleton; septin ring. Bases 16 to 1329 code for a protein of 437 amino acids. The record is from RefSeq and is a predicted model, not a curated record. NCBI's taxonomy places the organism in Eukaryota, Metazoa, Chordata, Mammalia, Chiroptera, Phyllostomidae. Gene Ontology annotation, biological process: cilium assembly; cytoskeleton-dependent cytokinesis. The transcript has 11 exons. Gene Ontology annotation, molecular function: molecular adaptor activity; GTP binding; GTPase activity.
UUUAAAUGAGACCAGAUGGAGGCAGAGGCAAAUUCAGGCUCCCCAGAGGACAGUUGGGCAUUCUUCCAGAGGCCUGGUGAAGGUUGCCGAACUGUCCCCCUGGCUGGACAUGUGGGGUUUGACAGCUUGCCUGACCAGCUGGUGAAUAAGUCAGUCAGCCAGGGCUUCUGCUUUAACAUCCUGUGUGUGGGAGAGACAGGUUUGGGCAAGUCCACCCUCAUGGACACCCUGUUCAACACCAAGUUCGAGGGGGAGCCAGCCACCCACACACAGCCAGGUGUCCAGCUUCGGUCUAAUACCUAUGACCUCCAAGAGAGCAAUGUGGGGCUAAAGCUCACAAUCGUAAGCACAGUGGGCUUUGGGGACCAGAUCAACAAGGAGGACAGCUACAAGCCCAUCGUGGAAUUCAUCGAUGCCCAGUUCGAAGCCUACCUGCAGGAGGAACUGAAGAUACGCAGGGUACUGCACACCUACCACGACUCUCGCAUCCACGCCUGCUUGUACUUCAUCGCCCCUACAGGUCAUUCCCUGAAGUCUCUGGACCUAGUGACAAUGAAGAAGCUGGAUAGUAAGGUGAACAUAAUCCCCAUCAUUGCCAAGUCGGAUGCCAUUUCUAAGAGUGAGCUAACAAAGUUCAAAAUCAAAAUAACCAGUGAGCUUGUCAGCAACGGUGUCCAGAUCUACCAGUUUCCUACAGAUGACGAGUCGGUGGCAGAGAUCAAUGGAACUAUGAACGCCCACCUGCCUUUUGCUGUCAUUGGCAGCACAGAAGAACUGAAGAUAGGCAACAAGAUGAUGAAGGCUCGGCAGUAUCCUUGGGGCACUGUGCAGGUUGAAAACGAGGCCCACUGUGACUUUGUGAAGCUGCGGGAGAUGCUAAUUCGGGUCAACAUGGAGGACCUCCGGGAGCAGACCCACAGCCGGCACUAUGAGCUGUACCGCCGCUGCAAGCUGGAGGAGAUGGGCUUCAAAGACACUGAUCCCGACAGCAAACCCUUCAGUUUACAGGAGACAUAUGAGGCCAAAAGGAAUGAGUUCCUAGGAGAGCUCCAGAAAAAGGAAGAAGAGAUGAGACAGAUGUUUGUCCAGAGAGUCAAAGAGAAAGAAGCUGAACUCAAAGAGGCAGAGAAAGAGCUGCAUGAGAAGUUUGACCGCCUGAAGAAACUACACCAGGACGAAAAGAAGAAGCUGGAGGAUAAGAAGAAAUCCCUGGAUGAUGAAGUGAAUGCUUUCAAACAGAGAAAGACAGCGGCCGAGCUGCUCCAGUCCCAGGGCUCCCAGGCUGGAGGCUCACAGACUCUGAAAAGGGACAAAGAGAAGAAAAAUUAACUCUGCUGUUUGCUGCAUGCUGCAUGAGACCCAGGGUCCUGUAAUCCAUGGCUGUGUACUGAAUAGUAUCCCCCGCUACAGCUGGACUGGACUCCAUUUAGCCUUUUAAACCAAGGUUCUUAUUCUAACUGACAGCUUUCCUGCAGGGUGCCAGGAAGCUGGGCCCCCUGCCCCUGCCAUGUACUUCCACUUCAACGCACCCCCCCUUCUUUUGAGUUCUGCUUCCCAGUCUCACUGGCACUGACCAUGAACAACAACUUUUGAAUUUUUGAAGGGUUUUGUUUUUUUUUUGUUAAUUUCUUUCAAAACACUGUCUAUCAAGGCUAUGCCAAAUAUUCAGGCUUUUUGAAGUGUUGCAAAUGGGAAGAGUUUCUCUCUUUAGUAAUAGAUAAUAAUAAUAGGAAGUGAAAGGUAGAGAAAAUGAACAUCAAACACAUGCACACUCUUGAUCUUUUCUUGUUGGUAAAGCAAGAGUGCAGUUAUGAUACGUUAUUUGGUGAGUCGCUGUCUUGUUAGUGGCCACAGGCAAGUAUGAAGGGCCUGCUGCCAAAGCUUAAGCUAGCUUCUUGAAAAACGCAAGUCUCAGUGGAACAUUUUAGCAGACCCCUAUGCCUUGCAGGGUUUUUUUGUUUGUUUGUUUUAAAAGACGAACUUAGACACUCCUCCAGUAGCUCAGAGAAAUGCUAAAUUAGGGCUGUCCAGCCUUCUGGGGAAGGGCAUCUUGUUUGCAGUUUUGAUGUUUCCAGGUCCAGUUUCACAGCUGCUUCCACCGAAACCCAAACUCAAAAAAACAACCAAUUGGUCUUCUUCCUCCAGGGUAAUUAUUUGCAUCACAAACAGGGCCCCCUCAUUUACAUAUGUUUACGGAUUAAGUAUUUGAGGUUUGACGAGCUCUGAAAACUUCAAAAUUUUUAGAGCCACGCAGCCUUUGAGAGACCUUCAGAGACUAAGAAAGGAAUUUUGUAUUAAGGAAGAAAUUUGGGUGCGGCGUAAAAGAAAAUCGAAGCCCGGAGAAGUGAAGGGACUUGCCAGAGGUUCCAGGGCUGUUUUGUGGCAGAAGCCAAGCCAAACUCAGUGUCUCCUGACUCCCCAUCCACCUCAUUAAGGGAUUCAGUCUGUUCAUUCCUGUGUGUUCCUGGAGACAAGGUCUUCUGAUGCUCAGAGAACCUGAAGAGUUAGUAUUAGAGGCCUCUUACAUUUUUCCCCAUAGAAAAAUAUCCAAGGAUGAGUGGGUAGGGGCCGGCAAAGCAGAAGACUUCAGACCAGCUCCUGAACUGAGUGCUUCUGCUGACGGUAGAGGUCACCAGCAACCGUGAGCUGUCAGCUUUCCUGAAGUCUGGAAUGGGGCCCAGGCACACUUUUGUUUAACAAAUGCCCUAGAUGAUCCUUAUAGUCAAGAAAGUUUGGUAAACGAAAAUCUAACCUGUGAGUGAGCACAAGGCCUUUAGGAAGUUGAUCCACACUAUGGAAAAUAAUUAAAAUUGUUAUUUUAUUGAGCAGUUUUCUUUCUUUUUUAUUUUAUUACAUCUAUUAUUGGGGUGACAUUGGUUAGUGGUAGUUUUCUCGCUGUAGAGAGAAAGAUUCCUCCCCUUUGGUGAAAAGGCUUUCUAAUGAGUACAGUUGUUGCUAUUUUUUUUUAAAUACCCUAACUACUCUGUUUACCUCUGGUGAAACAAAACCAGUCAUUAGAAAUGGUCUGUGCUUUUAUUUUUCCAGACUGGAA